AACAUGGAAUCCAGAAACCAAACAGAUGUUUCAGAAUUUUUUCUCCUGGGACUGACAGAUAAUCCAGGACUACAGCCCCUCCUCCUCUGCCUAUUCCUGGCCAUGUACCUGAUCACAUUCCUGGGAAACCUGCUCAUCAUUUUGGCUGUCCUCUCUGACUCCCAUCUCCACACACCAAUGUACUUCUUCGUCUCCAACCUGUCCCUUACUGACAUCUGUAUGAGCACCACCACCAUCCCAAAGAUGCUGGUAAACAUCCAAGCACAGAAUCAGAGCAUCACGUAUGCAGGCUGUCUCAUCCAGAUCUACUUAGUCCUGGUUUUUGAAUGUUUUGAAAAUUUUCUCCUUGCGGCAAUGGCCUGUGACCGCUAUGUGGCCAUAUGCCACCCCUUGAGGUACUUGAUUAUCAUGAACCCCCAACUCUGUGUUCUGCUGAUUCUACUUUCACUGUGCAUCAGCGCUGUAGUUGGCCUACUACACAGUCUGAUGGUAUUGCGAUUGUCCUUCUGCGAGGACCUGGAAAUCCCUCACUUCUUCUGUGAACUUGCUCAGGUCAUCAAGCUUGCAUGUUCUGUUACCCUCAUCAAUAACAUCCUGAUAUAUUGCGUGGCUAGCUUGUUAGGUGGUAUUCCUCUGUCUGGGAUCAUUUUCUCUUAUACUCAAAUUGUCUCUUCUGUUUUAAGAAUGCCAUCAGCAGGGGCAAAAUUUAAAGCUUUUUCCACCUGUGUGUCUCACCUGUUAGUUGUUUUGUUGUUCUAUGGGACAGGUUUUGGAGUGUAUAUUAGUUCUAUAGUUACUGACUCAUCCAGGAAGAUUGCAGUGGCUUCAGUUAUGUACAUUGUGGUUCCUCAAAUGAUGAACCCUUUUAUCUAUGGCCUGAGAAAUAGAGAUAUGAAGGGAACCUUGAGAAAACUCUUCAGUGGGAUACCUUCUUUUGUGUGA
Hippopotamus amphibius kiboko is the source of this 942-nucleotide messenger RNA. RefSeq names its product olfactory receptor 7G2-like. Lineage: Eukaryota; Metazoa; Chordata; Mammalia; Artiodactyla; Hippopotamidae. Bases 4 to 942 code for a protein of 312 amino acids. The record is from RefSeq and is a predicted model, not a curated record. Gene Ontology annotation, molecular function: G protein-coupled receptor activity; olfactory receptor activity. The transcript has a single exon. Gene Ontology annotation, biological process: G protein-coupled receptor signaling pathway. Gene Ontology annotation, cellular component: membrane.